AGACAGUUACACACGUGCGAAAAAAAAAGAGUUGGGUUUGUAUCUCUCUUCCUUCCUUCCUUCCUUAGUAGCAAAACCAAAGGGAAAGAGACGAUGCGAUCGGGCUAAAAGUGCAGCACUAAUAGUUCUGCAUUCUGCAACACACACAGAGUGAGGAACACAAAGAGAGAGAUUGAAGCGAGGAAGAGAGAUAUUGGCAUCGUAAACGAUUGAGUGUGGAUUCGAGUGUUAAUCGAGAAUAGAUAGAAACAUCGUUACCGACGUUUUGGGGGAUCCAAUGCGUUCGUAAUUAGAAGGCAUUGAUUCAAUCUAAAUCGGAAAUAUGAAAGGCGGAGGCGGUGGAGGAGGUGGUGGAGGCGGCGGCGGAAAACGCCGGUGGAAAGUUCUGGUUAUUGGAGUUUUGGUUCUUGUUAUCCUCUCUAUGCUUGUUCCUCUUGCCUUCUUGCUCGGCCUUCACAACGGCUUUCACUCUCCUGGAUUUGUCACUGUCCAACCAGCUUCUCCUUUCGAGAGCUUAAGCAGAAUCAAUGCUACCAAACAUUCCCAGAGAGAUCUAUCUGACCGGGUCGAUGAUGUUCUCCACAAAAUCAAUCCAGUUCUUCCCAAGAAAAGCGACAUAAACGUGGGUUCCAGAGAUAUGAAUAGGACAAGCAGCAGUGAUUCUAAAAAAAAAGGAUUACCAGUGUCCCCAGCUGUUGUUGCCAACCCAAGCCCUGCAAAUAAAACAAAAACUGAAGCCUCGUACAAAGGUGUUCAGGGGGCAAUAGCAAAUGCUGAUGAAACUCAGAAGACUUGUGAAGUGAAAUAUGGGAGCUACUGCCUCUGGAGGGAGGAAAAUAAGGAACCAAUGAAAGAUGCGAAGGUGAAGCACAUGAAGGACCUGCUAUUUGUGGCUAGGGCAUACUAUCCAAGUAUUGCUAAAAUGCCUUCUCAAACCAAGUUGACUCGAGAUAUGAAACAGAAUAUCCAAGAGUUUGAGAAAAUUCUUAGUGAAAGUUCAGCAGAUGCUGACCUUCCACCACAGGUUGAUAAAAAGUUUCAGAAGAUGGAAGCUGUAAUUUCAAAGGCAAAGUCUUUUCCAGUCGACUGUAACAACGUUGACAAGAAAUUGAGACAGAUCCUGGAUUUGACUGAGGAUGAAGCAAGUUUCCACAUGAAACAGAGUGUGUUCCUCUACCAGCUUGCAGUACAGACAAUGCCUAAGAGUCUCCAUUGCUUGUCAAUGAGACUGACUGUGGAAUAUUUCAAGUCAGCUUCACUUGAUAUUGAGGAUAGUGAGAAAUUUUCAGAUCCCUCAUUGCUUCACUUUGUUAUCAUCUCCGAUAAUAUCCUUGCAUCAUCCGUUGUGAUCAACUCAACUGUUUUACACGCAAGGGAAAGUAAAAACUUUGUUUUCCACGUACUGACAGACGAGCAGAAUUACUUUGCGAUGAAACAGUGGUUUAUCAGGAAUCCCUGCAAACAAGCAACUAUUCAAGUAUUGAACAUUGAAAAACUCGAGCUGGACAAUUCUGAUUUGAAACUGUCUCUGCCUGCGGAGUUCCGUGUCUCCUUCCCCAGUGGUGACAAUUCGGCAUCACAACAGAAUCGAACACACUACUUAUCUCUUUUCUCUCAAUCUCACUAUCUUCUUCCAAAAUUAUUUCACAAGUUGGAAAAGGUUGUGAUUCUGGAUGAUGACGUUGUAGUCCAGCGAGACUUAUCUCCCCUUUGGGACCUUGACAUGGAAGGGAAAGUGAAUGGUGCGGUGAAGUCCUGCUCUGUGAGAUUGGGUCAGCUAAAGAGUCUUAAGAGAGGGAAUUUUGAUACUAAUGCUUGUCUCUGGAUGUCUGGAUUGAAUGUCAUUGACCUUGCUAGAUGGAGGGAAUUGGGUGUUUCAGAAACCUACCAGAAAUUUUAUAAAGAGCAGAUGAGUGGUGGAGAGGAGUCGAGAGAAGCAAUUGCAUUGCAAGCAAGCUUGCUUACGUUUCAAGACAAAGUUUAUGCUCUUGAGGACAAAUGGGCACUAUCGGGACUUGGUUAUGACUACUAUAUCAAUACCCAAACCAUAAAAAACGCAGCCAUCUUGCACUACAACGGGAACAUGAAGCCGUGGCUUGAGCUGGGAAUCCCACAGUACAAAAGCUAUUGGAGAAAGCAUCUGAAUCGAGAAGACCGGUUCUUGAGUGACUGUAACGUGAAUCCUUGAUGAGUAAGUAAACUACACGGACAAUGCUUUAGAAGGCAGGUCACACGCAAAGCAAAGAUUUAGAGUGGUGGUUACGCAACAUCUCAUUUUUUUGGGGGUAAAUAAACCCGAAUGCAUUGCAGGAGAAAUGCUGAAGGGAAAAAAGCAAUCAGAAGUGGGUUAAAAGUGAUAGCUUAUUGAUUCUAAGAGACGUGAUGACGAUGCUUGAAAAGCUUUUAUAUGAUUAGAAAAGAAAAAAAAAAAAGAGAGAAUGUGAAGUGAAGAAUCUUAGAUGUUGUAUAUGAUUUUUGGCAGAGAGUUGUGCCAUUCUUUUCCUCGUAUUAUUUUCCAUUUUCACAUGUGUUUCCUUUUUUUUUAUUCGUACCAAUAUUAGAAGUCGAUAAGGAUUUUAUCUAUUUCUAAAUGGAACCAGUUUUCAAGAGUUUUGUUGAA
Eutrema salsugineum is the source of this 2620-nucleotide messenger RNA. Its product is annotated as probable galacturonosyltransferase 7. The record is from RefSeq and is a predicted model, not a curated record. The coding region runs from base 323 to 2188 and encodes 621 amino acids. The transcript is spliced from 10 exons. Gene Ontology annotation, molecular function: polygalacturonate 4-alpha-galacturonosyltransferase activity. Lineage: Eukaryota; Viridiplantae; Streptophyta; Magnoliopsida; Brassicales; Brassicaceae.